Messenger RNA from Neurospora tetraspora, 1031 nucleotides. RefSeq lists its product as uncharacterized. The record is from RefSeq and is a predicted model, not a curated record. NCBI's taxonomy places the organism in Eukaryota, Fungi, Ascomycota, Sordariomycetes, Sordariales, Sordariaceae. The transcript has 2 exons. Bases 118 to 981 code for a protein of 287 amino acids.
CAUAUGUAGUCAUCUGAUCAUACUUUCGACAAAACACCAUAUCUUCUGGACUAAACAGGUUAUCAGCUUUACAUGAGGUCAUAUAAAGGGGACGUAACACUACCGUAAAGGGAUAGCAUGGACACGGGCAGCGGUUAUUCGAUAAUCGUUGAAACCAUCCACAAGCCCGAGUAUGGAUGUACCGGCAAGUACAUCUUCAGUCAGUGCUCCCUCGGGCCAUCUAUUGCAAGCUAUCGCUUGCAUAUCAAGGGCAACACGACCUAUUACAAAAGAGACAAGACUCUCCAAGAAGCCGUGUACAACCCAUCCCCUAAUGUCCACUACUCCCCUUAUUACGAGAAUUGCCCCGCACUAGUCUAUAUGCCUGUCCACCAGGGAAUUCUACCCCAAGUAGGAUUUCACGAUCAGCGGUUUAAACCGUUUAGAAGGGUUGGCCAAGACCUUUUCGACACGUAUUUCGGCGCGGUACGGGAUCUCUCCAAGUGGCAUAUGGGCGAGGACGACGGCGGCUCUGGAAAAAGGAGUCACCUUGCACCAGCGUACGGCGAACACCAAGCUCCCAAUCACCAUCGGCCGAACCCCUGCAAUGUUCGGUUCCAGUCGCCCACGAUGGAUAUACUGGAGAUGUACCGUGAACUGGCCCUCCGGGUCCCGGUCAUCACAGCGACCAACGGGAACGAAACCCGUCGGGUCUCCUAUUAUGGAGAGACUGUCCAGAAUAUCCAAGAGAUCAGGCACAUGGCCCUCUUCACUCUCGCUGCAGUCGUCGGUUUCUUUGGGCCGUUGUGUAUUCUGGUCAUCGAGUGGCGCUUCCACAAGCUCGGAAGAGAUUUCACCAUGAGCCCGCUUGAGCUCGCAAAUGCAUUUUUGCAUCACACCCGAAGCACCGACGGUUACGAACUCACUGAGCGGAGCCUAUUGACUGUCAUGGCUAAAUGCAACAGCCAUCCUUCCCAGCUCGUCAAAUUUGCCCGUGAAUAGGACCAAGGGAGAAGCGGAAAGCCCCUUCGAUUUGGUGAGCUCACAGCUAC